AUGGACUCGACCAUCUUUGCAUUCUUCUUCAUUGCUCUUCUUUCCACCACAAGAGCUUUUGAUCCAUGCCCAUCUUUGAAACCGAAAUCGGAUGGCUCAGAUCUUUCCAUCAUCCACAUCUACGGCAAAUGUUCACCAUUCAACUCACCUAAACCGGCAUCGUCAUGGACCACCACAGUCCUCAACAUGGCCUCCGAAGACCAUCAAAGGCUAACCUACUUAUCGAGUCUGGUUGCCACCAAGCCCAAAACUUCGGUGCCAAUUGCACCGGGCCAAGUCAUAAACAUCGGUAAUUAUGUGGCCCGUGUGAAAAUUGGCACACCUGGCCAGCUCAUGUUCAUGGUGCUGGACACCAGUGCAGACACCGCAUGGGUUCCAUGCAGUGGCUGUACCGGUUGUUCAUCAACUAUGUUCUCUCAAAACUCGUCUGCUACUUACGAGGCAGUAGAUUGUGCAACUUCUGAGUGUGUCCAAGCCCGUGGGCUUUCAUGUCCUACGGCUGAACCCUCUAACUGCUUGUUUAAUCAAUCGUAUGGUGGUGAUUCCUCACUUUUAGCUUCGCUAUCUCGUGACUUUCUACAAUUAGCCAAUGAUACAAUUCCUAGUUAUCUUUUCGGGUGCAUUGGUGCUGUCUCGGGAAAAUCAAUCCCUCCGCAAGGGUUAUUAGGCUUGGGCCGUGGAGCAAUGUCAGUACUUUCCCAGUCUGGAUCAAUUUACUCCGGUGUGUUCUCAUACUGUUUGCCUAGUUUUAGAUCAUAUUAUUUCUCCGGGUCACUUAGGCUCGGCCCAAAUGGUCAACCCAAAACAAUAAAGUUCACCCCACUUUUAAAAAACCCGCAUCGACCUUCGUUGUACUAUGUGAACCUCACGGGUGUGACCAUAGGUCGAGUCAAGGUCCCUAUAGCUCCAGAGUUGCUAGGGUUUGACCCAAGCACUGGAGCAGGGACCAUCAUCGAUUCAGGCACAGUUAUAACUCGCUUUGUGCCUGCGGCUUAUGAUGCAAUCAAGGAAGCGUUUAGGAACCAAACUCAAGGUCCAUUUACCUCAUUAGGAGCAUUUGACACAUGUUUCUCGGUUACACAUGAAAAUGUAGCCCCUAAGAUGACAUUUCAUUUUAAGGGAUUAGAUAUUGUUCUACCCAUGGAGAACACAUUGAUACAUAGUAGUGCAGGGACAUUAGCUUGCUUGGCAAUGGCAUCCGCUCCUGAUAAUGUCAACUCGGUGUUGAAUGUGAUUGCUAAUUUGCAACAACAGAAUUUAAGGAUUUUGUUUGAUGUUGUAAACUCACGUGUUGGUAUUACUCGUGAAAUUUGUAACUAG
Messenger RNA from Lactuca virosa, 1320 nucleotides. Lineage: Eukaryota; Viridiplantae; Streptophyta; Magnoliopsida; Asterales; Asteraceae. The record is from the annotation of a GenBank genome assembly.